Molecule: messenger RNA, 441 nt
Organism: Desarmillaria tabescens
Lineage: Eukaryota; Fungi; Basidiomycota; Agaricomycetes; Agaricales; Physalacriaceae
Exons: 2
Coding region: 1-441 (146 amino acids)
Source: RefSeq, a predicted model, not a curated record
AUGUGGCCACUGGGCCUCUCCCUGCUCUCUGACUCUUAUUUGGAGUGCUGCUGCCUCUCCUCCAGCCUCCAGAUGGGCCUUGACUUCUGGGGGGAGCCAGGCAGACUCAAUGUUGAAGCCCGACUCAAUGAGCAUGAGAUGGACAUGUGUCCAAGGUCACUCAAAUGGGACGAUGGGGGAGGCAAGCAUGUGGGCCUCUGUGACUCAUUGGUUCUUGGCAACAAAAGGUCACUCAGGGUCUCCAAGGGUGGGGACACCUUGAGAGGGCCCUGCAAUGGUUUCUGGGAGGGGGAGGAGGUCAUUGUUGGCCUCGAUCCAAUCCCAGAUGGCUUGUUGCUGCUCAUCCUCACUGGUGGGGGAAUCAGGGGGCAUAUAGGGCUCAGGGGAAGGGCCUCAGGCAGUGAGGUAGUCAAUCUAGCUGUCAACAUUGCUCGGGGGUAA